AGCAAACAAGACGUCCCUCAUUCGUCGGGGUUCGUUCGUCGCCAUGGGCUCUGAGUGCGUGGAAGCCUCGCCUUUGGAGCUGGCAGCCGUGUGGGUGCACAAGGCCUCCAAAGGCAGCAGCCAAUGGGUCACCAGCUGCCCCGCCUGGCAGCUGGAGGUCUACAGGUUCCGGAAGCGUCUGAAGCCGGUGCGGGUGCUGGUAAAAUUCGCCUUCCUCUCCCUCGCAAUGUUCGAGGAGCCGCUGUGGCGGCAGCGGUGUCCGGACUGCCCCGCCUCUGCCAGCUGGCAUUUGCCGCGGCUCUCCUGGAAGGUCUCGAACACCUGCGAGAUUUGUUUUCUGCUGUCCUUCCUCUACAGCUUUUGGCUCCGUGAGCGAUCCCUCGGAGCUGGCAGCCGGCGUCGGUCCUGGCACAAGAUCCGGGAGGUCUUGGUUUGCUUGUCGCUGCUGGACUGCCUGGUAGCUUGCGUGAACACCGCGGGCGUGGUACCCGGCGAGUUCCGGCUGUGCCGCCUGCUGAGGCCCGUGAUUUUUCUGACGGUGAGCAAAGACCUGCAGAGUACUCUCGGUCGGCUCUGGCGCUCCUGCAAGAGCUUCUGGCAAGUUCUUGCGGCGCUCGGGGUGUGCGUGCUCUUCUUCAUGUGGAUGGCCAUCGUGGUCUUCGCAAGAAGUGAUGAAGGCCUGGAGCAUUUCAAAGAUUGGCCCGACGCACUCGCCUCCCUGUGGAUACUUUUCACCACGGCAAACUUCCCGGAUGUGAUGAUGCCGUCCUACAGCGAUGAGCGCGAGUCCUUUUUCUUCUUCUUUUUGUAUUUGGUGGUAUGCCUCUACCUGCUGAACAACAUCUUGCUUGCGUCAGUGUACAACGCUUACAAGGAGCAGCUGAAGGCACAGCUCAAGAAGUACUUCGAGCAGAAAGCGGAGUCCAUCCAGCAAGCCUUCGAGCUCUUGAGCGCCGCCAACGUGGUCACGGAGGAGAGGUGGGUGGACUUCUUUACAGCCUACUGCCAGACUUACCUGCACUUCGUCUUCAAGAAGGACUACGCCUUUAAUCGCCGCCAAGCACGGCGCACCUUCACGGCGCUGGAUGCAGACGGCAAUGGCUUCAUCGAGCGGGGUGAAUUCUGCCUCGUGGUCGAGGCGCUGUCCAACGAGUCCGUCUACAUCCCCAUGCGCCCGGUGCCCUCUCUGGCGCGGUCUGGGUUGGGCUCUCAUGUCCUGCACUUCUUCAUCCACGGGGUGCGGGUGAGGGCUUUCGCGACCCCGAUCUACUGGCGCUACAUCCUGGACCUUGUGACGCUGCUGGAAGCCGUGCUCGCACUGGUGCAGACCAUCAUCUUCGUGUCCCCAGGCGGCGGGGGGAAGUUCAGAGAUGCGCCGCUGCGGGCGCAGAGCAUCUGGUUCAAGCUGCUUACGGCCACCACGGUCUUCUUUGGUCUGCAGAUGGUGGUGCAGAUGCUGGUGAUGGGCCCUGCCAGGUACUGGAACCGGCGACCCUACCGGAACCGCUUCGACUUCUUCUCCAUUUUCGCCUUGCUUCUGCUGGAGAUUUGCAUGAUGGUCUCCCAUGAGCCGCACUGGAUGGUUCGCACAGUCCUGGCGCUCCACAUCUCGCGGCUGAUUUGCCUCUCCAACUACAUCACCCCCUUUCGCUACUUGGUGUCCCUCAUGGCACGCCUGGCUCCGGUGUACCACCGCACAGGGCUCCUGCUGCUCAUGGUGUACUACAUCUACGCCACGAUUGGAGAGCAACUUUUCGGGGGCAAGAUGACGCGGCAGAACUUGCAGGGCACCACCUACGCGGCUUCCCAGUACUGGGCCCUGAACUUUGACGACUUCCCGUCAGGCCUGGUGACACUCUUCUCGGUGAUGGUGGUGAACAACUGGUUCGUCAUUGCCGGUGGCUUUAUGGCUGCUACCUCCGUGUACGCGAGCCUCUUCUUCGUGUCCUUCUUUGUGCUGGCGAACCUCAUCGUUUUGAACAUCCUCCUAGCCCUGAUCAUUGACACCGCCUUGGCUGUGCGCGAGGAGAUGGAGAGCGACGACACCGAGGCUGCGGAAGAGUCGCCGGCCUGGAAGCCCUCCCAAGGACGCGAGACGCUGCUCCAGCGCUUGCUUCUCAACGAGGAUGAGCGGACAGAGACGCACCCCCUGAUGGUGAUUCACAAAGGCUCCAGCUGGCCCCAUGCAGGCCUUCCGACGCACCGACCAGACCAGUCCGCGAGUUCCAGUUCCACGACCAGCGAGGCCGAUGACUUCGACGAGAAAAGCGACCUUUGACCUGAGUCAAAGAGUGGCAACGAAGCAAAAACCGGGCGCCACUUGCUUCGAGCUUCUUCGCGCCUCCUUAGUUGCUGGA
Messenger RNA from Effrenium voratum, 2357 nucleotides. NCBI's taxonomy places the organism in Eukaryota, Dinophyceae, Suessiales, Symbiodiniaceae. The record is from the annotation of a GenBank genome assembly.